This is a messenger RNA of Pseudopipra pipra, 1322 nucleotides long. It is a transcript of the gene PCP2, whose product is annotated as Purkinje cell protein 2. Gene Ontology annotation, molecular function: protein binding; guanyl-nucleotide exchange factor activity. The record is from RefSeq and is a predicted model, not a curated record. The transcript is spliced from 4 exons. NCBI's taxonomy places the organism in Eukaryota, Metazoa, Chordata, Aves, Passeriformes, Pipridae. The coding region runs from base 873 to 1175 and encodes 100 amino acids.
CCCGUGUCCCCCCCCGUGUCCCCCCCGAGCCGGUUCCCCCCCCUCGGGUGGUGGGUGCGGGUGGGGGAGGGGCGGCUUUGUGGGUGCAAUUAAGCGCCAUUUGCUUAAUUGCUCGCGGCUGCCAAGGGGGGGAUUUGGGACACGCGGAGGGGGGGGAACCAAUCCCCCCACCCCAAUUCCCCCCCCGAGAUGGGACCUGCGGCACCCGGGGGGGUCCGGGGCACCCACGGAGAUCCCACAGAGCACCCACGGGGACCCCGUACGGACCCCCCAGAACCUACAGGGACUCCCACAGGGACCCUACAGCACCCUCGGGGACCCCACAGAGCACCCCCGGGAUCCCACAGAACACCCACGGGGACCCCGCAGAGCACCCACAGCACCCACGGGAUCCCCCAGAGCACCCACGGGGACCCCGCAAGGACCCCCCAGAACCGACAGGGACCCCCACAGGGACCCCCACAGCACCCACAGAGCACCCACGGGGACCCUGCGGGGAUCCCCAGAACCUACAGGGACCCCAUAGCACCCACAGCACCCACGGGGACCCCACAGAACACCCACAGGGAUCCCACAGACCAUCCACGGAGACCCUGCAGGGACCCCACAGAGCACCUACGGGGAUCCCGCGAGGAUCCCCCAGAACCUACAGGGACCCUACAGCACCCACGGCACUCAGGGGGACCCCACAGAGCCCCCCCAGCACCCAGAACCCCCACGAACACCCGCAGCACCCGCGGGUGCCCCCACACGUCCCGCCCCCCCCGCGCUCCCAUCGUCCCCGUGUCCCCCCCCCGUGUCCCCCCGGACCCCCCCGUGUCCCCCCAGGCGGGUAUAAGAGGGGGCGCGAGGGUCGCUCCCACCCACCCGCGAUGGCGGCCCCGGGGGGGACGGAGCCCGAGCGCGCGGCGGGGGGGUCCCCGGCGGAGGGGGGGUCUCCCCCCGAGGGGGGGUCCCCGGAACAAGAGGGGUUCUUCUCCCUGCUCAGCUCCGUGCAGGGCGCGCGCAUGGACGAGCAGCGCUGCAGCCUCGGGGGCGGGGGGGGGGAGCCGCCCCCCCCGGAACUGGCGUCGCUGAUGGAGCUGGUGGCGAGCUCGCAGGGCCGGAGGAUGGACGAGCAGCGGCUGCCCGUGCCCAGACUGCCCGGCUUCGGCUCGGGGGGGGCGCAGGACUGAACCCCCGGAGCCCCCGGAGUCACCGACCCCCCCCUCGGGGCCACUCCCCCCAGCCCUGUGCCCACGAUGUCACCACCCUGUGCCCCCCCCAGCCUGUGUGUCCCCCCCCCAAUAAACCCCCCGAGCAUUUGGGGCCUGUGACACCCA